Messenger RNA from Harpegnathos saltator (Jerdon's jumping ant), 1319 nucleotides. RefSeq names its product pleckstrin homology domain-containing family A member 8. Lineage: Eukaryota; Metazoa; Arthropoda; Insecta; Hymenoptera; Formicidae. Gene Ontology annotation, biological process: ceramide transport; intermembrane lipid transfer. Gene Ontology annotation, cellular component: cytosol; membrane; cytoplasm. The transcript is spliced from 8 exons. Gene Ontology annotation, molecular function: ceramide 1-phosphate binding; ceramide 1-phosphate transfer activity. The record is from RefSeq and is a predicted model, not a curated record. The coding region runs from base 81 to 734 and encodes 217 amino acids.
UUCGCUAUUUCAGAAUCUAUCAAAUUCAUACUUCAAGUGAUAAAACUAAAUAGAAUUAUAAUUAUAGAAUAUGUCCAAACAUGUCAUCCUUCAGUUCGGCUAUGCAAGAAAUUUCUACGGGAGCAAAAUCCGAUGAUAGAAUACAAUUUCCUGAGAUAAUUGACGGCAAAAUAAACACUGAAGAAUUUUUACAAGCUGCACGUGAUGUCGUGCACACAAUUCAUAAAUUGGGCAAAUUAUUUGCCCCUGUACGAUAUGAUAUGCAAGGCAAUAUUGAUAAACUCACAACUAGAUAUUCUAUGGAUAAAAACAGUAACUCAACAUUACAAGACAUGAUUUUACUUGAAAAAUCUACUGAGAAAGAUCUUAUUGCAGUUGAUGCUUUAAUGUGGUUAAGAAGGGCUUUACAUAUGAUAUUAUUAUUUUUUGAAAAAAUUGUGGAGGAUCAUAAAGCAGGAAAAGCAACAGAAGAUUUAGUUGCAUUUCUCAAAGAGGCAUAUCACAAAACCUUAGAGCCUUAUCAUGGUUGGAUGGCACAGCAAUUAUUUAAUUUCUUAUCACGUAUGGCACCAACUCGUUCACAAGUUUUAUUAGCAUUAGCAGAUGGAGAAACGGGGAAAGAAGAAAUUACUCUGCACAAUAUAGAGGUAUCUACGAUAAAACUAAAGAAAAAUGUAUUAGCAUUAAAGACAUUUUAUGAUGACAAUGAACUGGAAGUUACUACUGUGGUAUAAUGUGGAGUAUAUUAGAAUGCAAAGAAAUAUGCCUAUAGAAGGUUUUCGAAGCUUCGAUAAAUAAAAAACAACAUUGGAAUUUCGGAACGACCAAUGUUAUUGCAUAAAAGAAGUCGCAAAAAGAAAAACAAAGGCGUAAUGUAAUACAUACGCAGAAUGACAGUUGUUUGCCUCUUCAGCAGAAGCAGACUUCGGGAAAGGGCGAAUUUUUCAUUUUUUAUCUUCUUUAUAAGAGAUAAUCAAUUUGUAAUGGUUCGUUCGUCGAAGAUCGUCAAGAGAACCGAGAUGGUGGCACGUGGAGAUAACGCAACAAUAAAUCCACCGUAUUAUUUUCGCCAUAGCAGCAGAAAAUCGGCGAAAUCGCAGAUUCCCGAAGAUAUUCCGGAGAAAAAUGUUAAUGAGAGAUCUUCAAUAGGAGUAACGGACAACUGGUCUAAUGGAAAAUUCAAGUACUGUAGUUGUUGCUUCAUUGGAACGCUUGCAGUAACCUUUUGCAUCAUAUUUAUUAGCACACUGUUUCCGUAUCCUCUACAUGCAUCAUGCAUUGUAAAAUGGAAAUUCGACGAAAAUUGCACGUACGUGAUG